AUGCCCCUCAUGAACUGGGCCGAGGAGGCAUACUUCGAACGAGAUGCCAAUGGGGAGCCACUUACAGCUGAGGACUAUGAGAAGCAGUCAGGGAGGAAGGGCGGACUAAAGCUCUCGAGAUUCGAAGUGAAAAUGCUGCUUAUUGCAGGAACCGGAUUUUUUAUGGACUCCUACGAUCUCUUCAUCAUCAACCUCGCCACGCCGGUCUGGCAAUAUGAAUACUGGGGUGGUAAUUACCCAGCGAUGCUGCAUGGUGUUGUCAAUGCAGGCGCAAACAUCGGAAAUGUCUUUGGUCAGCUUCUCUUUGGACUACUCGGAGAUGCUUUGGGUCGACGAUUCGUCUAUGGCAAAGAAUUGAUCCUUUGCAUGAUCGGUAUCAUCCUCAUCAUCUCUCUGCCUAACAGUAUUCCGUCGCCCACUUUGAAAAUGAUCUGGAUCUUUUGCUGGCGUAUCUUUAUGGGAAUUGGCAUUGGCGGUGAUUAUCCCAUGUCUGCGUCGAUCGUGGCUGAGCGUGGUCAUCUACAUUCUCGUGGCUCUCUCCUCGGUUGGGUUUUCUCAGGCCAGGGCUGGGGAACACUACUGGGCUCAGUGUGCACAAUUAUUAUCCUUGCAUGCUUCGAACCUGCACUCAAUGGCAGGGGAGAAUAUAGUCAGCUCGAUGCUGUCUGGCGCAUUCAGAUUGGCCUGGCUCUGGUCCCCGCACUCAUCGUCCUUCCCUUCCGGCUAACAAUGCCCGAGGGGAAGAAAUAUCUGGAGAGUCAGAAACUGAACAACAAUAAAGUGGAUGAGCCAGUUGACACUCCUGAGAGCAGUGGGAAAACUCAGUCGGCGAAUUGGAAAGCAUUCUUUGUCUACUUCAGCGAGUGGCGCCAUUUCAAGAUUCUUCUCGGAACAGCCUUGAGUUGGUUCCUUGUUGAUAUCGCGUUCUAUGGCACCAAUUUGAAUCAGUCGGUCAUUCUGUCUGAAAUCGGAUUCAGCCACGGUAGUAACAUCUAUCACACCCUAAUGCGAAACGCAAUUGGAAACUUGAUCGUUUCUGUGGCUGGAUAUCUUCCUGGCUACUUCUUCACUAUCUUCUUCAUCGAACGACUAGGGAGAAGAUGGAUUCAAAUCCAAGGAUUCCUUGUUUGCGCUCUGCUUUUCGGCUGCUUAGCUGGUGACUGGAAUGGAAUGAAUACCGCCGGCAGGUUUGUGUGUUUCGCACUGGCACAGUUUUUCUUCAACUUCGGACCCAAUGCCACAACCUUCAUCAUUCCCGCCGAGGUAUUCCCCUCUCGGGUGCGCGGAGCAGCUCAUGGUUUCUCCGCUGCGUGCGGCAAGCUUGGUGCUAUCCUCUCUGCACUUCUUUUCAACUGGUUGAGUAGCUCAGUCAUUGGCCUGCCAAAUGUGCUAUGGAUUUUCUUUGGAUGCAAUAUUCUUGGCGCAGUGGUAACAUUCUUUUUGAUUCCCGAGACGAAAGGUCGCGAUGCAGAUUUGAUUGACGCUGAAGAGAGCCAAGCUUUGCGAAGCACUUAG
Messenger RNA from Penicillium expansum, 1515 nucleotides. Its product is annotated as Major facilitator superfamily domain, general substrate transporter. The coding region runs from base 1 to 1515 and encodes 504 amino acids. Gene Ontology annotation, molecular function: transmembrane transporter activity. Gene Ontology annotation, biological process: transmembrane transport. Gene Ontology annotation, cellular component: membrane. The transcript has 6 exons. NCBI's taxonomy places the organism in Eukaryota, Fungi, Ascomycota, Eurotiomycetes, Eurotiales, Aspergillaceae. The record is from RefSeq and is a predicted model, not a curated record.